GUUGCCGAGCGCCACAGUCUCAUACAGCGACGCGCCAAGUAGUCGUGAAAACAUGUCCUGCGGCUAAUUCUGAUGACAGGCGUUGUGGCGCGGCACGGGGAGAGACACGUCUGCCUCGGAACGACUUAGUCAUUACAUUAAAGGAGCAGUGCGUCGUCCUCGCGGCGACUUCUCGCUACGUUAGCACACAACAUCGUCUUGGCGUCAACUGACCCGACGCCACUGAGCCCGAGCGACUCGGUCCGUCCGGACACCUUCGCUCGUUUGCAGCGACAACAGCGCGGCGCCGCAUGUGAAGUUUACACGUUUGAACCCAAACCAACAGAUGAAGAAGUGCACACUGUCGGGAUAACAGAGUGUUAGCCGCUAGCUUCCAGCUCACCUGUUCCGUGUUGCUGCGGUGCGGCUGUGGUCUCAUCAGGAUGCUGCCGCCGCCGCUGCCGCCGCCACACGCGCGCGCGACUCUGACGACAGUGUCAUCAGCUACUGGCCCGCGCAGCUGGAGCCGCCUCCGUGUCGGUCUGAGGAUGUGCUGCCGUAUUUGGAGAUCUGCUGCAGCAGCCAUAGUCGCGCACUGCCAUCUGCUGGCCACGUCAUGAAGUGACACAAUCCACCUGACAGGUUCGACAGAACGGACAAGUGAGUGUGUGAUGGUGGCCUGUGGCCAGUGUUCGUACGGACUGAGUGGACUGAGAAGCAGACAGGCGGCCGAGAGCAGCAAGCGACAGAGGGAGGAGAGCCGCUCCGGAUCCCCAGAGGAGGAGCCCCCCGAGAGGAGACUACGUCGGGGCCCUGAUGUCCAGGCCGACCGGAGCCCAAGUCCCCAGCCCCCCACCUCCGACCCACAGGACAGACUGGAAGAGUUGCAGCCGGAGCUUUGGGGAAGUGAGGAGGAGGAGGAGGAGGAGGAGGAGGAGGAGGAGGACUGGACCGCACUCUUCCAUGAGCCUGUACAGGACCAUCAGUUUGCUGACCUGGAGGGGGAGGUGCACAUGAUGGAUUCCCUGUUGACUGACACUCCAUACUCCCGGGAGAUGUGAGCCAGCAAAUACAAGGUGCAGAGCUCCACUACUGGACCAGCAAGUCGGUCCUCACACAACACACACGUAAAUAUGUGUUUAAUUUAGGGUAUAGAUAAAUUUUAAGUCAGUAUAAGUAUAAGAUUUUGAUGAGUUUUCUUUCAUUUCUUCUUAGUUUACAAAUACGUUUCCUUUAAUUUCAUCUGAGUUUAUGAAUACGUUUUCUUUAUUUAUUUAUUAUUCUCUGUUUAUAAAUAUGCUUUAUGUCUUCUUGAUUGAGUGAGAGCCCCAGCCACCAUUGUAUCCAAGCUCAAUAGUUCCCACACACAUUUCUCCCACCGCUGCAUUAGUCUAAAGGCUUUAGCUCAAUCAGACUGACCUUCCC
Messenger RNA from Scophthalmus maximus (turbot), 1404 nucleotides. Its product is annotated as actin-binding protein-like. Bases 651 to 1040 code for a protein of 129 amino acids. Lineage: Eukaryota; Metazoa; Chordata; Actinopteri; Pleuronectiformes; Scophthalmidae. The transcript has 4 exons. The record is from RefSeq and is a predicted model, not a curated record.